This is a messenger RNA of Microbotryum saponariae, 1999 nucleotides long. NCBI's taxonomy places the organism in Eukaryota, Fungi, Basidiomycota, Microbotryomycetes, Microbotryales, Microbotryaceae. The record is from the annotation of a GenBank genome assembly.
AUGUUGAUCGAACCUUCUUCCGUGCAUCAGCAUGUUGCGAUAGCGUGCUACCCCACCAACUCGUUCGUUUCUCCCGCUUUCAAGCCGCUUCCGCUGCCCCCAUCCAGCUCGACCUUCCAUGCGCCGGCUGCUCAGCCCUCUUACGGCACGUGCAUUCAACAACAAGCUCAGAAACCACAGGCCUCGCGAGUGUCGACAACCAGAGAUGCGCCUCAACGCCCGGCACGUGUCGAACGAUUCCUGCACAAGAUGAUGAGGUCAGUGCGCAAUACUAUCACGCAGCUGUACUCGCGGCGGCUAAGGCCGUGAGAACGCUCAAACUCCGCCCACGAGUCCCAAGUCGUUUCCAGCCAGCGAAGCUUCGCAAGGGGUCCGAGCUCAGUUCUUUUCUGUCUGACUCUGACUUUGGAAUUUCGGCUUGGUCCAGGUUGCUUCGACAGCCCGACGACGAUGGGUUCGAUAUUCGCCCAUACAUCCAUUGGGACUCAACAGGAAGGUAAUUUUCGUUGAAAUUCUUAUGGCUCUCGUAAGAGAUACCUUGGCUCCGCUCCUCGUGUCCGCUGAACCGCCCAGGGAAGCGCCAUUUCCCGAGGGAUCUCUUGAGGACCUCCUUUCCCUCGGCGCCGCGGAGUGAUCAGCGCUUUUCCCUCCGCGCAGCGUGACGCGUCGGGGUAGGGCACGCGGCUGGCACCGGUCGUCGGCUGACCGAGGCGUUCUCGAUGGUUCAUAGUGUCUUGGUGGUCCCCGACGAGCAAGCCCUUGCAAGCAAUGUCUGUCGUCAACUUUUUUCUCAAAGCAACGUCUCGUCCUUUGUACGUCAUCCCCUAGACCCCUAUGAUUAUCCUCCUGAACGGACCGAGUACGAGACCUGAGCCGAUACUCGGCACAUCGUUUAGUCGUGCCUAUGGGGCGGGCUUGCUGAUUUAUAAGUUUGUGGCCAUAGGACAAACAACUCAAUAACUGGGGUUUCCUCCGGUACAAGCCGUCCCCUUUCGAUCCGCGUGACACGUCAGAAUUCGAAAGGCUCGGUCCACGGUCUCGACUCUGGCAACACCAGUCUUUGACUCGAGACUCCACGGUCGAAGAGGUUUUUGCCGUCAAGCGUAAAGAGGAUGGGAUGUACAAGCGCCGAUUGAUGGGUUCGCGCUCGUGGUCGACCGGUAGCGACAUCGCCGCCGGCCGAAAUAACGUUGCACCGGUCGCCACUGCGGGAACGUACCCUCGCCGCUCGACUCGAACUCGCAAUCGCCCUUUGAACAUGCGAUUGCUCUGCACUAGUGACGAAGAUUCUAGCUCGGCCGAGGACGCGGGUCGGAACAAGCUCAAAGCUCUCCCGGCUCCGAAGCUAGGUCGAGUUUACUCGGCUCCACCCUGUACCAACAACCACCACGGACGAGGCACACCUUCGACGCUCAGGCGCAGUUCUUUGGACUCGGCCGUUCAUCGCACUUUUCGCAAGGUCUCCUCGUUUGAUUCAUUCGAAUGCCUUUCGUCUCGGUCCCCUACAAGAAGCUCACCCCCUGAACCACAGCUCGGCCGCGUUGCAAGCUCGGCCCCUCCUUCCCACUACACCUCCACGUCGUUCGGCCCGAGCUCAUUCGAGUCGUCUGAAAGGUCACGUUAUCGAUGUAGCCAUAGUAUCACCUACGAUGGCCCACAUCCUAUGCUACCCUUGACCCGUCCCGACGAGCUCCCCCACCUCUCGCCCUGGCGGCGCUCCGGAUCGUCGGCACUGUCUCACUUUUACGACCUGACCGCGAAUGCCACGAUCUUGGCGCCGCAACAGAUCCGAAGAUGCGUGACCCCGACUCGAAGUACCUGGAGCGCCGAUGAUACUCCUGAUCAUCCUGCGGUCCCUUCUACUUUGGAGGAACGUGCGUCACAGGAAAUGGAUGGCUAUUCAGCGGCGGCAUGCUUGGCGAAGCUGCACCUCGGAGCCCAGCAUCACGCAGUAGAACACCUUCACUGUGGCCUGAAGCCGAGUGUCGCGGCAAGGUAG